Bolinopsis microptera is the source of this 1215-nucleotide messenger RNA. Its product is annotated as coiled-coil domain-containing protein 171-like. The record is from RefSeq and is a predicted model, not a curated record. Lineage: Eukaryota; Metazoa; Ctenophora; Tentaculata; Lobata; Bolinopsidae.
GUUCAGCGUAAUAUAUCGUGAUAUGUAGUCAAGUUCUGUAGUCAAGUGUAGUCAUCAUCGUCGUCAAGUUUCGCCAAGUGUACGGUGAAGUGGAUACUUUACUAUCGUUAUGGCGUCUGUUAAGCGGAUGUCAGAUAAGGAGAAGGAUGAGGCUGAUAAGCUAGCUGAGAUUGAAGCUGGUAAGAUCGACCCCGAUGAUAUGGGAUGUGGACAGCGUUGUUUCUUCACGUACGGCCAGAUGUGUCAGAGGGCGGGGGAACUAUUUAACUGCUGCCUCACCGAUUACGAAGAGGCGAUGCAGAAAGAGAGGAGAUGGGAGGAGACAGUGAGAUUAAAAGAAAGGGUUUUGAAACAGAGAGAUCAUCUUAUCAGACUGGAGAGGGAGCAAAAGCAGCUCAUGGAUAAGAUGACAGCGUUCCAAACUGAUACCACUCAAUUGAUAGAGGAAACAGGAGAGAAUGUUAGAAAGGAAUUGAAGAAAGCAUUCCGGAUGGAAGUUGACAUAUCAACCAAAGAACUUAUGAGGAAACACGAGCGCCUGUCCAGAGAGCAAAACGGAAUGAGUGAAACAAUACAAGAACACGAGGACAAGCUGGGCGAAUUGGGAGUCAGAACUGACAAGAUAAAACGAGAACUCAACGAAACAUUCGUCCAGCUCCAAGAGGUAGACGAAGAGUUAAAGAGCCACCAGGAGAGCAGUGCUAAACAGUUUGCUGAGACGAACACAAGGGUCUCUGAUGAAACGGCCAGAGUGGACGAAGAAUUUGGAGUGGUGAAAGACGAAAUUAAAAACACGAGUAUGGAACUAGAAAAAGAGUCAGCCACUAACAAUGAACAGAACUUCGAUCUAGUCAGGAUAAAGAAAGCGUUGGAAGCACUCAGACAAGAGCAACUCGAUGCCAAAAACAAAGAGUCAGAUAAAUCGAUUUUCGGUAAAAUUCGAGGAAAAGGUAAAGAUUUCAUGGAAGGGUCGGAACAUGAGGACAGCGGUGCAGAGAGUGAAUACAGCAUUGACGAGGAUGGUAAUCCAAAGAUGACUGAAAUAGGUCUACCGAAGAAACGUCCCAAACGAACAAAGAGAGCUGGAGGAAUUGCGGGUAAGAUGAGGAUGUUUGUCGGAAAGGAACCAGAGUUGAGUGAGACGGACCUACCGGACGUGCCGGAGGAAGAUCCGGUGGAGAGACCUCCUCACUAUGAGUACAUGGUCCACACUCC